Molecule: messenger RNA, 4617 nt
Organism: Esox lucius (northern pike)
Lineage: Eukaryota; Metazoa; Chordata; Actinopteri; Esociformes; Esocidae
Gene: gata6
Product: GATA binding protein 6
Exons: 7
Coding region: 389-1930 (513 amino acids)
Biological process (GO): positive regulation of transcription by RNA polymerase II; negative regulation of transcription by RNA polymerase II; cell fate commitment
Cellular component (GO): nucleus
Molecular function (GO): RNA polymerase II cis-regulatory region sequence-specific DNA binding; DNA-binding transcription factor activity, RNA polymerase II-specific; zinc ion binding
Source: RefSeq, a predicted model, not a curated record
CUGUCCUUAAUAUUUUAGUCCAGUAUUGGUAAAACAUCUGGUUUCGGUGCUCGUGCUUCUGGGUGCCAGCUGCGCAGAACCUAAAUCAUUUGGGGUAUUGUUUUGUCACCCUUACCCUGCCCAUUGGGUCUUAUCUGUUAUACGUCUUAUCAAGCGGUUAUCUCUUCUCUGCGAAGACAUAUUGCGUUUUGUUUCCUAUCUGUAAUGGCGUGUGGUUUUUUGUAAUUAUGGAGAGGCUAUCUCGAGAGGGGAGGAUUGGGUUUUGACAUGGAUGGAUUCAACUCCUCUGGUCGUAGCGUUUGCGGUGGUUACAUUUCUAAUGGAUUAAUCAUCAACGACGACAACCUCACAAUUUUAUAGCCCUACGGUGUAUGGAAAGUGAUCCUGGAUGGACCUGGGCGAAAACAGCUGGUCCAUGGUCAAGCGAGAAGUGUCCAGCAGCCCAGGUUCACCGGCUGAACAGAAUUACUUACACGGCGGUCAGGACAGGAGGGACAGUAACAGCCACGCGCACGACUCGGAAGGGCUCAGGUCACCGCCGCCAACCGAUCAACUUGACUCAGUGGGACAUCGGCGCACCGACGGGCCAGGCAGAUCCUCUCUACACUCCUACGUCCACUUCGGACACGGACACCAUAACAACAACACAGCCCUUCCCACCCCAGAGGACAUCACGCUGUUCACGGAUUUAGAUCAGGGCAACAAACUCAUCAUCUCCAGUGGAGCGCACCCACACCAUAAAGGGGGCCUUAUUGUCGACCCCAGCGACAUGUAUCAAACCCUAGCCAUCGCGGCGGCCCACCAGAGCCAGGCGAGUUACGACUCAAGCUCUGGGGGCUAUAUGCACUCCAACACCAACUCCCCAGUGUAUGUACCGAGCUCCCGGGUGGGACCCAUGAUACCCAGCCUCCCUUAUUUGCAAGCCAGCGGGUCAUCUCAGCCCAGCCAUGCCGUCACCAGCCACUCAGUCUGGUCCCAGUCUACUCCGGAGAGUCCCUCCUACAGCACCGGGAGUCCUCAUACCUCCAACCGUUUCCACUAUCCUCCAAGCCCGCCCAUGAACAACGGGGCGCCCAGGGAUAACGGCUACAGUAACCUAAAUGUAAGCAGUCGAGACCAGUAUGGCCUCUCGCGGCCUCUCAGUGGAUCCUACACCAGUCCUUACUCCCCGUAUGUUGGACCGCAGCUAUCCCAGUUGUCCUCGCCUUGGCCUGGAGGACCAUUUGAUAACACCAUGUUGCACACGUUGCAAAGCAGAGGGGCGCCUUUGACGAUUCGAGGACCCAAUGGAGAUCUUCUGGACGACCUCGGAGAGAGCAGGGAAUGCGUAAACUGCGGCUCCAUCUCAACGCCACUUUGGAGGCGCGAUGGGACGGGCCACUUUCUUUGCAACGCUUGCGGCCUGUACAGCAAAAUGAAUGGACUGAGCCGACCAUUAAUUAAACCACAGAAGCGGAUGUCAUCAUCCCGACGAAUCGGUCUUUCCUGUGCCAACUGUCAGACAAGCACAACCACCUUGUGGCGCAGAAACGCGGAGGGAGAGCCGGUGUGCAACGCAUGUGGUCUCUACACAAAACUACACGGAGUACCUCGGCCGCUCGCAAUGAAGAAAGAAGGAAUUCAGACAAGAAAAAGAAAACCUAAAACGUUGAACAAAACCAAGGGAUCCUCUGGGAACAAUUCUGUCCCCAUGACUCCAACGUCAACGUCUUCUUCUAACUCUGAAGAUUGCUCGAAGAACAGCUCUCCGAACACGCAGGUCCAGCCCUCUGUCCUGAGUGGCCCAGUGGAAGGCUCAGGUUCUGGUGGCUCUGCUGUGGUCAAAUACCCAGGCCAGGAUGGCCUCUACACCAGCGUGGGCCUCAGCCAGUCUGUCGACGUAGCUGUUUCAGUCAGGGGAGAAACCUGGUGUCCUAUGGCUCUUGCCUGAGUCACCAAGCUCGGGGAUGAAACCCCCCAGCCCAUUUCUCUCUCUCUCUCUGUCUCUGGAUAUCCCGCUGCUGCAUAGAGGAAGUAUUCAGUGCCUCACUGGUUCUGGAUGUAUUUCCUGCUACCUGCUUAUAACUGUUGGACAGAGACAGAAACCACUCACCUCCACACCCCCGCAAGUUUGAUGCAUCCAUGGAAUAUUUGCGAUUGAUUUCCAGAAUGGUGUGAGAAAGCCAUAGCUCCUUAACACAAAGGGAAAUAUGUGAGAGGAGGCCCAUUAAUGUAUUCUGUUAGUCUGCAGUUUGGAUGCUUUCUGGACCGAAGUGCUGUGCACUCAACAUCUCUGUCUGUCUCAGUCUCUGUCUCUCCCAACCAUGGAGGUGGAUCAAAUGUUCUUUGUUGUCUAAAAUGAAGAAAUAUGUACAUAAUGUUAUGGAUUUCCCCCAAGACAAAGCGGAUAUUAGAGCAUGAUAUAAAAAAAAAAAACACCUGCACCAAUCCUAAGAAGAACAUUCUGCUAAUAUUUUUCGCAACUGGAAUCAAUCUAUCAAGUUACCAAGACAACCUUCCUGAAUCAAGAGAAAGUAUUUAUUAAUCUUCCAUUGCUGAAAAAAAUGACUAUGAUUGUUAAAUAAAGAUAUGGAUAUAGAGUAGAACUGAAACAAAAACAGCCUUUAUGAUUUAUUAUUUUCUCUUUCUCUUGUUGAGUUAAUAAUUGUUAACAGUGACUGUCAAUCUGCGCAUUUCCACUGAUGGCUCUUACUGUAUCUAAAUGAAUUGCUUAUGGUUUUAAACAGGGUGUCAAAGACUACUAUAUCCUGUCGGCCAAUUUUUUAAAUUUUAUUAUUUGCUACAUUCAACAAAUAAUCAAAAACUUUAUCCUUUUGAAAUUACAAUAGUGGUAACUUCUUGGUACUAUUUUUAAAGAAAUUGGUAGAGGUAGGCUUUUCUAAGGUGAAGAUAAAAAAGAGAACAUAUUUGCAUACUCCUUGACAUGUACAACAGCUAGCUAAGUACUGUUUGAACAAAUGGCACCAAAAUCAUUUUAUAGAUGCAUCUUUUUGUUACAACACAAAAGAGGACUGCUGCAAUAUUCCUAGUUGCGACAAAAACUACCUAACUGAUAUUAACUGUAUACAUUCACAGAUGCUAAUGCAUUUGAUUUUCACAAUUACUUUAAACAAUGCAAAUGCUUAAUGUUAAUAAAUGAACAACCUCAGUGGAUUUGAUACAUUGCUAAAUUGCCCCUAAAUUGUUUUCGUUUGAUAAAAGAGUAACAUCUGUUUCUACAACCCACAGCACACAUUGUCAUAAAACAGAAUUAGUCAGUGAGUAUAAUGUUACACAGUGACUACAUGGCGACGAAUGUGUAGUUUCAAUGGGGAUUCAUCUGAAGAGUGACAUGUCAACAGUUAUAAGUGUAAUGUGAAAAAUAUGUUAUAAAGAUUGAAAACCUUUCAAAGGUUUCAAAACAUAAUUAUAAUAUGAUAAAUUACUGUUUUAUUUUGUUUCACUUAACACACAACAAAACGUGUAAUACAUUUUUUUUUAUUUAAGAGAGAUCAGGUCCGUUGUUAAUUUUUUAGAUGUUUAAUCUGAAUAUGACUUUCCUAUUCAAUACACAGAUCCUGCUGUACUGUAUGGCUCCCUCUCCUCUUCUAGGAGUGCAAGUGGUGCCUCCUCUGCAGAACUCUCAGUGGAACCAUUUUAGGGCCAGAGAAAUUCCUCUAGCUUUCAGUGGAAUGUUCAUUUCAGUGGAAUUAAUCUGAAGGUCAUUGUGAAACUGCUGUUUAAAGUGCAUUUCAGUUUCACCAUCAGGACUGUUCUGCUGAAACACGUCCUGAAAAUAAUUUUUUAUUUAGUUAUUUAUUUUUAAAAAUAUCAUGUUUAUGAAUUGGAUUGCUUUUCCUAUUUUAUGAUUUGGAUAUUUGUAUUUCUUUGGUUGGUUGUUUUGUUCAUUAAACCGUUUUCAGUAAUCCUAUUUAAAUCUUUGGAAUAAAUUGUUCUGAUGAUGUGUGAAUUUGGAAUAAUUUCCCCUGUCUUAGAAUAUAUAUGAAGGAAAAUUACACACUGUGCUUAUGUGUGUUAUAGUGGUAUUUGAUAGGUCUUGCAGCAAAUGGAAUUUGUACAGUUUUCACUCCAUCUAAACAUGUGCUGUGAAGGUACAUUGAACCAUUUUGAGGUUUUGACAUUUAAAUAACCAGCUUUAUUUGUUUAAUAUUCAGACAUUUGUUGUGUGUUAAAUUCACAUAUAAAAUAAUUGUCAUUAAUAUUUCUAACAUAAUUCCUUCACCACUUGAGUCAGGAAGGUUUGAUAAAAGCUAGGACCAAUAUUGAGAAGUAUAACCCAACCAGGUAAUUCAAAACCUGAUUGCUGAUUGGCUAAAAGCAGUGUUAUUUGAGAUGAAAAAUAUAUUUUUACAGUUCCAAUUGCAUUAGCAACAGAGUUAUUAGAGCAAUAAGGCUUGUGGGAUAUUGUCAGUACACCACAGCUAAGGGCUCUAUGAUGGCAUUCCAUGUUGCAUCAUGCCUAAGAAUAGCCAUUAGCUAUGGUUUACUGGCCAUAUAUCACACCCCCUCUGGCAAUAUUGCUUCAUUAAAGCUUACUUUUCAGUAUUUUUAAAAAAUUGAACUGCUAUGAAGAUUUCUUCAAAAUACGUGUUGGAAUAAUAAACCAAACCAAACAUU